AUGGCUCGCCGGCUCGUCCGAACGGGCGUUCAGCUCGGCUUACUAGUAACCUUUGUGAUUCUUUUGGUCGUAUUACUCGAUAAUCGAUUCCGUGUCCUUCCCAACUCCAUUCAUGGCCACCUUCCGAUGCACUACUCUGGCUACGUGAUCACCGAUGUGACCGUUACCCAAUGUUCAUCGAUCAACCCAUUCUCCACUUGCAAACUCGACCCGGAUGUUUGGUACCGCAUCGAAAAAGACCUCUACCUGCGCUCGGGCUGGACCUCGACUGCCUAUAUUCAAUUCCAGCGGAAGAAGGAGGAGGAGUUGACUGCGGAUGACAAGGUCGUUAUCGAUUUGAAAAUCAGUCGUCUCACUCCUCCGACUGAGUAUAGUCCCAAGGGUGAGGUCGAAGCCUGGGAACCGCGACCGGGUGGUAUCUGGCUGAAGCGUUCAGCCUCCCGCCACGCGAGCGAUUCUGGAAAUGCGGUGACAUACAUCGAUGUUCUUUUCGGUGCGGAUGCCGUGGACCCCCGUAUCAAUUGGGAAGUCAAAGAUACCCCUUUGUUGCUGGAUGGCUGGACAGAAAAGCUGGAGACUCGUCUCAGCAUUCGACGGGGGAACCCGACCAAGACCAAGAAACCUACGCCCAGAAUUAACGAGAAUGGAAAGUUCAAGGUCAUGCAGCUGGCGGAUCUACACUUAAGCACGGGUCUCGGAACUUGUCGUGACCCUGUUCCGGCUGAGCAUGCGCCCGGCCACAAGUGCGAAGCCGAUCCUCGAACCUUGGAAUUCGUGGAACGACUGCUUGAUGAGGAGAAGCCCGAUAUGGUUGUUUUAAGCGGAGACCAGGUGAACGGAGAGACAGCACCUGACGCUCAAAGCGCAGUCUUCAAGGGCGUCCAACUCCUUGUCGACCGCAAGAUCCCUUACACCGUCAUUUUCGGCAAUCACGACGAUGAAGGCGACUUGAGCCGAGCACAACUCAUGACCAUCUACGAAGACCUUCCCUACUCGCUUGCAGCAGCUGGCCCCGAAGACAUUGACGGAGUCGGAAACUAUAUAGUCGAAGUUCUCGACCGCGGCAAGGGCACGCACUCUGCCCUUACCUUCUAUUUCCUUGAUACCCACUCGUACUCCCCCGAUGAACGCCAAUUCCGAGGGUACGACUGGAUCAAGCCGAGUCAAACUCGCUGGUUCAAGAACACCGCUCAGGGCCUUCGGAGGAAGCAUCAGGAAUACUCUCACAUUCAUAUGAACUUGGCAUUCAUCCACAUCCCCUUGCCCGAGUACCGGAGCAGCGGGAAAUAUUUCAAGGGCCAGUGGGAUGAGGCUCCAACAGCGCCUGGAUUCAAUUCCGGCUUCAAGGAUGCCCUCCAAGAAGAGGGCGUCCUCUUUGUUAGUUGCGGACAUGACCAUGUCAACGACUAUUGUAUGCUCGAGCCCGAUGCAAACGAAAAGCCCUCUCUAUGGAUGUGCUACGGCGGCGGUAGCGGCCUGGGUGGCUACGGCGGCUACAACGACUACGUCCGGCGCGUUCGCUUCUUCGAAUUCGACAUGGGCCCCGGCCGUGUCACGACCUACAAACGCCUAGAGUGGGGACAAACAGAAGCCAAGAUUGACGACAUGAUGAUCAUCGACGGCGGUGCUGUCAAGGGUCCAAGUGAAGCAUCUUAA
This is a messenger RNA of Penicillium cinerascens, 1656 nucleotides long. RefSeq names its product metallophosphoesterase family protein. Gene Ontology annotation, molecular function: phosphoprotein phosphatase activity. Lineage: Eukaryota; Fungi; Ascomycota; Eurotiomycetes; Eurotiales; Aspergillaceae. The transcript has 3 exons. Gene Ontology annotation, cellular component: cytoplasm. The record is from RefSeq and is a predicted model, not a curated record. The coding region runs from base 1 to 1656 and encodes 551 amino acids.